Benincasa hispida (wax gourd) is the source of this 1636-nucleotide messenger RNA. RefSeq names its product Basic-leucine zipper (bZIP) transcription factor family protein (gene DPBF2). Gene Ontology annotation, molecular function: DNA-binding transcription factor activity. NCBI's taxonomy places the organism in Eukaryota, Viridiplantae, Streptophyta, Magnoliopsida, Cucurbitales, Cucurbitaceae. Gene Ontology annotation, cellular component: nucleus. The record is from RefSeq and is a predicted model, not a curated record. Gene Ontology annotation, biological process: positive regulation of DNA-templated transcription.
GAGCCUUCUUUCUCGCCUCGAAACUACUUUUUGAAGGAAAAAAAGUUGUUCCUCCAUUAAAAUCAAAUACCAAAUUCCUCUCCCCUAUACAUAUAUAAACUCACAUCCAUGCAUCUCCCUUUGUUUACUCCGCUUCCAUCUUCUUCUUCUUCUUCUUCUUCUUCUUCUUCUUCUUUUUCUUCCUUUGUUUCACCAUUUUUUCUGAUUUUGGUUUCUCUUCUCACAGGGAUUUCGAAUUUGGUCUCUGUUUUCACUGUGAAUUGAAUCUCUUCAUUGAACUUUUGAACAGAGACUGACAUUUUUUGGUGUAUUUGCCAAUUUGGAGCUGUUUAGGCAUAAUUUUUCUGGGUCAUUUUUUAAGCAAUUCAAAUCAAAACACAACAUUCUGCUUAAUGUUGGAGAAAUGGAGAAUUCCCAAUUGGAAGAUAUGGCAAUUGUCCAAAUGACAUCAGAGGCAGAAGCAGCAACAGCAACACAAGCAAACAAACAUGAGUCCAUUUUAUCACUGACACUUGAUGAAAUCCAGUGCAAAAGUGGGAAAAAUUUUGGGGGUAUGAGUAUGGAUGAGUUUCUUGCUAAUAUAUGGAAUGUUGAAGAUCUUCAAACCCAAUUUCACUCACAAUCACAAGAAAAUGAACCUCAAAAUCACUCUUUUUUGGUUGCCAAUAAUUCAAGGCCAAACCUUUGUAGCCAGGGCUCUUUUUCCAUCCCAAUUCCACUUUGUGGAAAAACUGUGGAUGAAAUUUGGUCUGAGAUUCAUAAAGAUCAACAACACCCACAUCACCAAAAGUUCAUUAAUGUUCAACAAAAUCCUUGCCAAAGUCAGCAAGCUUUAGGGGAAAUGACUUUGGAAGAUUUCUUGGUGAAAGCUGGAGUGGUUCAAGAAGCAUCUUCUUCUGCUUCAAUGAAGCAACAGUUAUGUUCUGCGAAUAACAGAUCAAUGGUGGAUUUGGGGUUUGGGGUUGGGGAAAAAUUAGGGCUGUCUUUGUCUUAUCGACAGAAUAGUGAUGCUGCAAGAAUCAGAAAUAUGUCGGGGAAUUGCUUUUCAAAUUAUCAAAUGCUCAUCCAAUCAGUUGGGGAGCCAUCUGAUAACAGCUCAAUUCAGAAAUGUCAAAGCUUGAUGACUGAUUGGGUUGAGCCUAGUAACAAGAGAAGGAUAAUUGAUGGUCCUGCCGAAGUUGUAGUGCAGCGGAGACAGCGCAGGAUGAUCAAGAAUCGCGAGUCCGCUGCUCGAUCUCGGGCUAGAAAACAGGCAUACACAGUGGAGUUGGAAGUGGAACUGAAUCAGCUUAAAGAAGAGAAUAUAAAACUAAAGCAAAUAGUGGCUGAAUCUGAAAGGAAUAGAAAGCAAGAGAUUAUGCAGAGAAAACAACCUGAAAAGAGACAGAAACCAACAGAAAAGUUGAGGGCAAUGAGGAGGAUAGCAAGCAUGGCUUGGUAGAGGGGAAAAGGGUUUGCGUUUUGUUGUCACUUUGAGGAAAGUUUUAUAUGUAAAAGUUUUACACCAAGUAAUGGUUGUAUCAAAAACUAUAUAUUAUAAGUCUCUUACAUUACACAUGUUUUCUUUUUAGUCACAUAUAGUUGUAUAAUGGUAAUGAGCUUUCUUUAUAGUGUGGGAUUUUGCUUCUUUUCUCUU